AUGUUCCUAUGUCCAAUUGUGCCCGGCAGCGCCGUCUAUCUGUUUGCUGGAGUCGUUUUGGGAGCACAAAGCCAGCUUGACGGACGGCCUGGCUUUGCAGUGGGUGUGCUUGCCGCGAUUGUGGCCAGCUCGUUUGCCAAGCUCACCGCGUGCGUUGGCCAGUACCUGAUGGGCUACCUAGCAGGGCAAUCAAUUAAAGUGCAGCAGAUGGUCGGCGUGGACAAGGUCCCCACCCGAGCGACGGAGAAGAUCCUGAAGCAACCUGGGCUCUCCCUCGGAAAGGUGUGCAUCCUCGUGGCAGGCCCAGACUUCCCAACAAGUAUGCUGUGUGGGAUUCUGCGGCUGAGCAUUCCACAAAUGCUGAUUGGGACUAUGCCGGUCAUUUUGGUCAGUAUCAUUCCCCAGGUCUUGGUGGGAGGUCUCAUCACGUACCAAGGAUCUUCAGCUGAUGACGGUUCAUCCAGCGUCCUGUCAAUGGUCUCUACUGCUGUCACGGGCUUCGCCGCCGCAUCACAGGCGGGCGCCACUUUGCUGUUCUCUUGGCGCAUCAUGAAGACGGUGGAGCAGGAUAGCGAGGAGCUGGCAAAGCCUCGACCCGAGCAUGAGGCCGUGGCCGAGCUGACCAAACAGGACUGCCAUGUCGGACUUGUCACGCUGAAGAGACGUUUUCGAUGGGCCCUCAAAGCGGCGACCAGAAUGAGAAACGCGCACCAGAGCACGGUUGUUAGACAUUCCUGCCGCAGGAAGGCGCAUCCUGGCCGCAGAAAAGAGGCCAGCAUGUGA
Messenger RNA from Effrenium voratum, 783 nucleotides. Lineage: Eukaryota; Dinophyceae; Suessiales; Symbiodiniaceae. The record is from the annotation of a GenBank genome assembly.